This is a messenger RNA of Larimichthys crocea (large yellow croaker), 2551 nucleotides long. It is a transcript of the gene mbd3b, whose product is annotated as methyl-CpG binding domain protein 3b. Gene Ontology annotation, cellular component: nucleus. NCBI's taxonomy places the organism in Eukaryota, Metazoa, Chordata, Actinopteri, Sciaenidae. The coding region runs from base 243 to 1136 and encodes 297 amino acids. The transcript is spliced from 8 exons. Gene Ontology annotation, biological process: DNA methylation-dependent constitutive heterochromatin formation; negative regulation of transcription by RNA polymerase II. The record is from RefSeq and is a predicted model, not a curated record. Gene Ontology annotation, molecular function: methyl-CpG binding.
AUGAGGCCGAGGUCCGCGGCGGCGGCGGAGCGAUACUGCGCGACGACAAAGAGACGAGAUGUUGUUAGCAGGGAGAUCCCAUUACUGAGGGCGCAUGUUGUAAUAUGGUCGAAACAAAAGCGUAAGAAGCGAUAGGCCUGCCAUCCAAACAACAACAACAAAAAAAAUAAUCGACACAUUUAAACCUUAAAUCUAAUCUGGUUGUUAACUUUUAGUGGAUUUAUAGGCUACUCGCGUGGGAAAUGGAGAAGAAAAGGUGGGAUUGCACUGCUCUCCCCAAGGGCUGGAAAAUGGAAGAAGUGACCAGAAAGUCGGGUUUGUCAGCUGGAAAAAGCGAUGUCUAUUAUUUUAGCAGAGGAGAAGAGCAAGAUGAGGAGCAGAGGCAAGAGAGGGGGGAGGCGGGUCGGUUGUAUAGUCUGUGUCCAUCUGGGAAGAAGUUUCGGAGCAAGCCUCAGCUAGCCCGUUACCUUGGUAACCAGAUGGACCUCAGCUCCUUUGAUUUCCGCACGGGGAAGAUGCUGAUGAGCAAGCUGAACAAGAACCGACAGAGACUGCGCUACGAUAACAACAACCAGAACAAGGGCAAACCUGACUUGAACACAUCGCUCCCUGUCAGACAGACAGCCUCCAUUUUUAAGCAGCCCGUUACCAAGGUUACCAACCACCCGACCAACAGAGUGAAGACGGAUCCCCAGAAAGCCGUCGACCAGCCCAGACAGUUAUUUUGGGAGAAGAAACUCAGUGGUCUUAAUGCUUAUGACAUUGCAGAGGAGCUGGUGAAAACAAUGGAACUGCCUAAAGGCCUGCAAGGCGUUGGUCCAGGCUGCACAGACAAGACUCUCCUGUCGGCUAUCGCGAGCGCUCUGCACACCAGCGCUGCUCCCAUCACCGGCCAGCUGUCUGCGGCCGUGGAGAAGAACCCAGGAGUGUGGCUCAACACGGCGCAGCCUCUGUGCAAAGCCUUCAUAGUCACCGACGAGGACAUCAGGAAACAGGAGGAGCUGGUGUACAGUGUGAGGAAAAGGCUGGAGGAGGCACUGAUGGCUGAUAUGUUGGCCCACGUCGAGGAGGCUGCCAACGAAGGAGAGGCUCUGAAGGAGGAGGGCAACGGCAGUGAAGAUAUGGAGAGCGUAUAGCACAGGCUUUUGUAAAGUCCGGAUGAUUUUGUUCAACGCCUGCACACACGACCAUGAACAGUAGGAGCCCUACAGCAGUCCAGCCCUUAUGAACUCUCCCGUUGUAUGUGCGUCCAACUUUAAACUUUAACCUUACUUACAUCGGUCCCACUCAACCUAAAGAACUGUCUCCCCUCCGUGGGAACACUUGGGAGUCUCAAAUUCAUCCACCGGAUGGGACUCCUUGACUUCAACACCAAUUAAAUCGCUCAAUGUAUUUCUAAGCUCAGUUGAUUUUUGUUUUUUUGAGAUGACACAGACAUUUUAAAAUAUUUUAAAAAAAAGAAAAGAAAAAUGACAUCAAAUGAACUUGCAAAUAUUAAAAGUAACUUAUCUACAUUUGUCAAUUUCAGUGUUCGGUGAUGAGUGUAUUUUUUUUUUUACUUUGAAUAGGUAUGUAUUUUUUGUGACAAUCAUGUCAAAUCCAAACAUUUUGUGUCAGCAAAAGGUCGAGCUGGGUGCUUUUUGUGUGUGUGUGUGGGUUGGAAAUGAAUGUUUUGUAUUUUUGACAUGUCUCUUUCUUGAAUUUCAUGAUGCACUCCAUGAGCACUCUGACAUAAAAACACACACAAACCGUCUAUUUUUUAGUGGAACCAGAUCAUGUGAUUUAUCCAAACCAAGUUCAGCUCAUUUAAAUCUGCUCCGGUGCCAACCUGCCAGGCGGCUGUGUUACUAAUGCAGAUGGUGUAGUUUGAAUCCCCUUAAAGGGGGACAAGGUCGAGUUUUUCUUGCUGAAAUUUCAAGGAAAUAUUUUCUAUGUUGUCAGGUGUGUUAUCCUGUGAGUCAGUAUUGACCAAAGAGGAGACAUGUCAUUUGGGAGACGGUGUAGGUUUACUUGUGUGUGACUAAAGUCUGCUUUGUAUUUUACUGUAAGCGAUUUUAUUAGCUCUGCUGUCGUACAAGUAAAGAUGAGAAAAGUAAAAAGGUACACGUGAUGGGGCUGAGCACAAUGGGAAAGAAAUGACUUGAAACCUCUUUCUAUUGUACAGUUAUUACUGUUUUUAACUCAUCAUCAUCCAAAUAGGUGCUUACUGAUGUUAUGAAACAUUGCUGUUUAGUGCCAAGGCUUUGUUUCCUUCACAGCUUCAGUCCACUUUCUUUUUUUUUUUUAAUGUGUCAAUGUUACCACACACAUGCUGCCUCCUCGGAUACCCACGCACAAAAUCAGUGACACAGCAAAUUACAAUUUCAGAUUGAGUUUUAAUGUCUUUUCAUUUAUUAUCUGAUGAAUAAUGAUUUUUUUAUUGUUUGUCAAGGUUUGAUGGUAAAUAAUGAUUCCUGCCCAAAUCAUGAAAUUCCCCUCUCUAUAUCAGCAUUUUGAUUGCUGAAAUGAAUUUGAUUGUAUUACUUAUUAAAAUGAGUUGGUAUGUCAUGAA